AUGGCUGUGUUUGGUGGAAAGAGUCCAAAGAAAAACAACAGAGCUUCAACCAAUAGCAUUAAAUUGACUAAAGCCGAUAAAGAUCUAUUCAAAAACAGAAACUCAAGAGCUCAAGAUAUGAUGAAUGCUAUUAACGAAGACCAACCAUUUCAACAAGCUAGUGAUCAAUUCGACCAAGGUAAAGAUAAUGGAGACUCUAUGGGCAACUUCUCCAAGAGUAAUGGUAUUAAUGAUGUUUUCGGUAAUCCCAUCACUGUAGUUGAUAUGUCAAAUCCAACAAGGUCAAGAGAUGAAAGACCAUUAGAUACAAUUCGAUCCUUUGAAUUUUCAAUUAGUGGUGAUAGUGUUUAUAGAGAACAAUUAGAGACUGCGAGAUAUGGGUUUAGACCAAGACCUGAGUUUCCUUUACUAAAGGGCAAUCCAUAUGCUAACACUGCAAAUACUUCAGAUUCAAUUUAUGUUCCUGCUUAUAAACCUCCUCCAACUACUGCACCAGCUCAAAAAAAGAAGAGAGGCUUCUUUGGUAAAAAGAAGAAAUGA
This is a messenger RNA of Ascoidea rubescens DSM 1968, 540 nucleotides long. RefSeq names its product DUF2406 domain-containing protein. Lineage: Eukaryota; Fungi; Ascomycota; Saccharomycetes; Ascoideales; Ascoideaceae. The record is from RefSeq and is a predicted model, not a curated record. The transcript has a single exon. Bases 1 to 540 code for a protein of 179 amino acids.